AUGGCGUUUUCUCCAGAUGGCAAGCAGAUCGCCUCACGCUCUUCUGAUAACAGCACCAAACUUUGGGAUAGCAAUCUAAGGGACUUUGGGAAGACAUACCUAAACCAUUCAGCCUGGGUCCAGACUAUGGUGUUUUCUCCAGAUGGCAAGCAGAUCUCUUCAGACUCUUAUAAAACUAUCAAGCUUUGGGAUAGCACAACAGGCGACUUUCAGAAGACACUCAAAGGCCACUCAGACCGGGUCAAUACUAUGGCAUUCUCUCCAGAUGGCAAGCAGAUCGCAUCAGGCUCUACUGAUAGGACCAUCAAGCUUUGGGAUAGCACAACAGGCGACUUUCAGAAGACACUCAAAGGCCACUUAAGCUGGGUCAAUAAUGUGAUAUUCUCUCCAGAUGGCAAGCAGAUCGCAUCAGGCUCUGAUGAUAGGACCAUCAAGCUUUGGGAUAGCACAACAGGCCACCUUCAGAAGACACUCGAAGGCCACUCAGGCUGGGUCAAUACUAUGGCAUUCUCUCCAGAUGGCAAGCAGAUCGCAUCAGGCUCUAGGGAUAACACCAUCAAGCUUUGGGAUAGCACAACAGGCCACCUUCAGAAGACACUCAAAGGCCACUCAGACCGGGUCAAUACUGUGGUAUUCUCUCCAGAUGGCAAGCAGAUCGCAUCAGGCUCUGAUGAUAGGACCAUCAAGCUUUGGGAUAGCACAACAGGCGACCUUCAGAAGACACUCGAAGGCCACUCAGACCGGGUCAAUACUAUGGCAUUCUCUCCAGAUGGCAAGCAGAUCGCAUCAGGCUCUUAUGAUGACACCAUCAAGCUUUGGGAUAGCACAACAGGCCACCUUCAGAAGACACUCGAAGGCCACGCAGACUGGGUCAAUACUGUGGCAUUCUCUCCAGAUUGCAAGCAGAUCGCAUCAGGCUCUGAUGAUAACACCAUCAAGCUUUGGGAUAGCACAACAGGCGACCUUCAGAAGACACUCGAAGGCCACUCAGGCUGGGUCAAUACUGUGAUAUUCUCUCCAGAUGGCAAGCAGAUCGCAUCAGGCUCUGAUGAUAACACCAUCAAGCUUUGGGAUAUUGUAAAGUCUCACAAAACCUCAAGGUUUCUUCGCCAUCUCUUAGGUAGUCGCCUUAAACUCCGAUCACGAAGAGAAAUCGAAACAUCGGAACCAGUGCACAAUCUCAAAUUCUCUGCAGAUAACUUAUUCCUUUUAACAGAUACUGAACGAAUCAGGCUUGAAGAUACUGCGGCAGAAGACCACGAUAGGAGUCCACAUUCUUUACAAAGUUUCAUUGUGAAAGACCAGUGGAUAUGUUAUGGAGUGAUGCCUUUUCUUCGGCUAUCAUCAGAUAUGCAGUUAGCAUGCCACGAUACGCUUGAUGAUCAAGUAGCUAUUGGAUUGAAAAAUGGUCAAGUAUUGAGGAUUGGAUUCGACCGAAGUACUCUGCAUUCUAUGCUAGCGCUAGGCGCUGUUUAA
Penicillium taxi is the source of this 1476-nucleotide messenger RNA. Its product is annotated as WD40 repeat domain-containing protein. Gene Ontology annotation, cellular component: nucleus; transcription repressor complex. The record is from RefSeq and is a predicted model, not a curated record. Gene Ontology annotation, molecular function: protein binding. NCBI's taxonomy places the organism in Eukaryota, Fungi, Ascomycota, Eurotiomycetes, Eurotiales, Aspergillaceae. Bases 1 to 1476 code for a protein of 491 amino acids. The transcript has a single exon. Gene Ontology annotation, biological process: negative regulation of transcription by RNA polymerase II.